Molecule: messenger RNA, 2138 nt
Organism: Pelodiscus sinensis (Chinese soft-shelled turtle)
Lineage: Eukaryota; Metazoa; Chordata; Testudines; Trionychidae
Source: RefSeq, a predicted model, not a curated record
UAUCAAAUAACAGCAGGAAGCUAUUGUGUUUGCAACAACAUCUGAAGAGUACAAAUACUCUGAGCAUGCACGUAAGCCAGUGGAAUUUUUUCAAAGAAAGCUUUCUGAAUUCCAGACUUAUCAGCUUAAAAUGAAAAGAGCUUCAACUACUUCUACAAAGCAUGUAGGCUUCACAUACAGAUUAUUUGGCCCUCUUGGCAGCAAGUCAUAUUUCCCCAACAUUUAGCUUAACUCAACUAGGUAAGAAACCAUUCAUUUUGUCAGAUGUUGGCAGCAGUAACCUCUCUGCCACUGAGCAUGAUAAUCUCAAGCUGUCUUCAGAUGGUGGUCUGCAAAUCAAGUUUAAUGACUCCACACUAAUGCAGUUUGGAUGUUUAGUAUAGAAAGCACACACUGACCUUGAGAACCAUCCUUUGGGUGUCUGUAACCUUUUGGGUCAACAUAUCUUUGUGAAGUCUCAUUUUCUGCUAUGACUGCUAUCAUGCUAAAAAGCAAAAAUAGACUCAAUGUGGAGAAAAACUUAAUUGUUGCUGUCGCUUCACUGCCUUGCAAAAUGUCAGGCUCACAAGUGAAAAACAAGCUCAAUUAUCACAUUGAAAUAUGCUUGGAAUUUGGAUUCUUGCACUUUUUCUGCUUGGGACAGCCAGAGGAAAGGAAGUUUGCUUUGAAAGGCUUGGAUGCUUCACAGAUGACAUACCAUGGUCUGGAACUGUAGAAAGACCAGUGGCGAAGUUACCCUGGAGUCCAGAAAAGAUAAACACCCGCUUCCUUCUUUACACAAAAAAUAAUCCAAAUAACUUUGAAGAGAUUACUGCAAUAAAUCCAUCAACGAUCGGUUACUCGAAUUUCAGUCCCAGCAAAAUAACCCGUUUUAUUACCCAUGGAUUUGUAGACCAAGGAGAAGAAAACUGGCUGUCGGACAUGUGCAGGAGGAUGUUUGAAGUGGAAGACGUAAACUGUAUCUGCAUAGACUGGAGCAGUGGAUCAAGAUGCCCAUAUACUCAGGCAUCAAACAAUAUCCGUGUUGUGGGUGCUGAAGUGGCUUAUUUUAUCAAUGUGCUUAUGGAACAAUACGGAUACUCUCCUUUCAAAGUCCAUUUCAUAGCCCAUAGUCUUGGAGCACAUGCUGCUGGGGAGACAGGAAGAAGAAGGCCAGGCAUUGGAAGAAUAACUGGACUGGAUCCUGCUCAGCCCUAUUUCCAAGGUACACCAAUUGAAGUCAGACUGGAUACAACUGAUGCAGCUUUUGUUGACGUUAUUCAUACUGAUUCAGCUCCUACAAUUCCAUACCUGGGUUUUGGAAUGAGCCAGGCGGUUGGACAUCUUGAUUUUUACCCAAAUGGAGGCAUACAAAUGCCAGGAUGCAAGAAGAAUCCUAUUUCACAGAUUGUUGACAUUGAUGGCAUCUGGGAAGGAACUCGUGACUUUGUUGCUUGUAAUCAUUUGCGAAGCUACAAGUACUAUUCUGACAGCAUCGUCUUCCCUGAUGGUUUUCUAGGAUACAUCUGUGCUUCAUAUGACAUUUUUGAGACAAAAGAAAACUGCUUCCCAUGCCCUCAAGGUGGAUGCCCACAAAUGGGUCACUAUGCAGAUAAAUAUAAGGACAAAUUUACUUCUGGGAUUAAUAAACUUUAUCUGAACACUGGAGAGGCCAAAAAUUUUGCUCGUUGGAGGUAUGAAGUAUCUGUGACAAUAUCUGGAAAGAGUAAAGUAAGCGGGUAUGCAAAUAUCGCCCUGUAUGGAACAGGAGGAAACACAAGGCAAUAUCAAAUUGCUAAGGGAUCCCUCAAACCAGGUGAUAAACAUACCAGCUUCAUUGACGCUGAAAUUAAUGUUGGGACGAUUAGUAAAGUUAAAUUUCUUUGGAACAACCAUAUCCUAAACCCAACCCUACCCACACUGGGAGCAGCAAAGGUCACAGUACAAGCUGGAGAAACUAGAAAUGUGUUUAAUUUUUGUAGCAGUGAAACUGUGCGAGAGAAUGUUCUGCUAACUCUUACAUCUUGCUAACAACAUACAAAGAUGUCAGCUCUGUAUGUUAAUAUUAAUAAAAGUUAAUCAUACAUAACAGCCUCAAUGGCUAGAUGUAAUGUUUUAUCGUCAUUAUUUGUACUGUGUGAGAAACCAAAAGGUGCUAC